Messenger RNA from Photinus pyralis (common eastern firefly), 1237 nucleotides. Its product is annotated as pituitary homeobox homolog Ptx1-like. The record is from RefSeq and is a predicted model, not a curated record. Gene Ontology annotation, molecular function: DNA-binding transcription factor activity, RNA polymerase II-specific; RNA polymerase II cis-regulatory region sequence-specific DNA binding. Gene Ontology annotation, cellular component: nucleus. Gene Ontology annotation, biological process: regulation of transcription by RNA polymerase II; anatomical structure morphogenesis. Bases 1 to 627 code for a protein of 208 amino acids. The transcript has 2 exons. Lineage: Eukaryota; Metazoa; Arthropoda; Insecta; Coleoptera; Lampyridae.
AUGGGGCACACGGUACUCCUCAACUCCGUGGCCAGAGUGUGGUUUAAAAACCGACGAGCGAAAUGGAGAAAACGCGAACGCAACGCCAUGAAUGCAAUGAAUGCGGCAGCUGAAUUCAAAACUGGUUUUGGUACACAAUUCAACGGUUUGAUGCCCUCGUUUGGAGAUGAAACCUUAUAUUCGUCGUAUAGCUAUAACAAUUGGGCGAGUAAAGUACCAAGUCCGUUAGGAACGAAACCUUUUUGGCCAGUGGUACCAUCAAAUCAUCAUCAAAGUCCAGUGAACUGUUUCAAUUCCGCAACGUCAGUUGCGUCGAUGACUGGUGCUGCAAGUUCCAUGCUUCCCGGCGCAAUGGGAACGGGUUUAUCGACAACACCCACCGCCGUCGCCGCUCAACCCUGUCCAUAUACAACACCUGCAAAUCCAUACACCAUGUAUCACCACCGCGCAGCCGCAGAACCGUGCUCGGCGAUGUCUUCGAGUAUCGCAUCAUUAAGGUUAAAGGCGAAACAACAUUCGGGUUUUGUAGGCUAUUCCAGUGUAAGUCCUGUACGAACUAGUUCGGCAGGAUUGUCAGCGUGUCAGUACGCAGGAAGUGGGAUUGGGGUUGGAGAAAGGACUGGCUGAGAACACGAUCAGCCCUUAGGGGCCGAAUUAAAGCAUGAAAAUCAGGAUGAUUGAUAUAUGUAACUAAAUCAAGCGUGAAUGUUGCGUCAACCAGUGAGUGAAAGUGUUAUGACAAUUGCGCCAAAUAUAGCAAUAGCAAUCGUUACAGAAGUUUAUAAAUAAUGUGAAUAAUCGGCUCUUGGAUGUACAUUUUGUACAAAAUAGUUUUAAUGUAGCGAGUUCAUUCAGUGGCUCUUGCGUUGACAGAUUAGCAAUCCCUGAUGGUUCCAGUAUUUUCAGUAAUUAAUUUACAGUAUUUUGUUCUGUAGCAUAAUCUGUUGUAAUUUAAUUACGAAUCAGUACAAAAUGUUCCUGUAAAGUUUGUGCCAUAAAUGUCAUAAGUUACCAAGUGUUACGUGUAACCAAAGAUUUUGUUAGAUUUGUAAAUUAUUUUUGAAUAUUGAGAUUGAAGAGCGGAUAGUGGCUCUAGUACAAAGGCUGCAUAGUGCAAUGUAAAUAUAGGUAUUUUAAAUGAUGUACCUACACGUCUGAUGUAAAAUAGUUUUUAGAAUACCAUAGUCAAAACUUAAUAUUGUACCUUAUUAUUGAUUCUAUUAUACUCUAACCAUUU